UUACUGAAAAGUGAUAAAUCUCACACCCAUCGCUUCUAUCUCAUGGCUUAAUAGUAAAACACCCAAUUGUUGAAUUUACCCGGGCGACGAACAAGUUGAGCUCUUGGCGCACCUCUGUCCAUGGCGUCUCUUCCUUUCACUCACUUUCUCCUCCUACCCAGGUGCCAUUCGGUUUGGCCCAAUAGCCGGUCGAUGAGUUUCGUGCAGCUUCAGGGUCUUAGAUUGCGUGGUAAAAAAGGGGGACUUGCAGCUCUCCCUAAAAAGAUAAACUCAGAGAACUCAGCUCUGGAGGGUUCCGUUGAAGAUGAGGAGGUGGUUGUGAAGAAGAAGACAUCUAGGACUCCUAGAAGAACCCGAAAGAAAGCAACAUCCGAUAAUGAGUCUUCGGAUGAGGAAACUGUCAUUUCUGCAUCUAGUGAAGAGACCAAGAAACCGCGUGGAAGAACUCGUAAGAAAGUUGCAUCAGCUUCCACAAGCGUGGAGGAAGAACAAACUGAGAAGAAGGUAAGGAAGAGAAGAACUAAGAAGAAGGACGAUGCGAUUGAGCAGCAGGUUAGUGACGGUGAACUUAGUGAGACUGAGGAUUUUACAUUCGUCAUGGAUAUGAAGGAUGAGAAUGAGGAAGACCUAGAAUUGAAAAUUGAUGAGGGAGAGGAUAUUAGCGAAACUUACGAUUGGCCUCCUCUUGUUUGUUGCUUUGGAGCCGCACAACAUGCUUUUGUGCUCUCAGGGAGGCCAGCCAACAGACUUGUAGAUUAUGAAAUACAUGAAAGAAAGAAAGAUGCGUUAUGGGCCCCUGAGAAAUUUAUUAGGUCUCCUGGGGGAUCUGCAGGCAGCGUUGCAAUUGCUCUUGCAAGCUUGGGAGGCAAGGUUGCUUUCAUGGGAAAACUUGGAGAUGAUCAGUUUGGUCAGGCCAUGCUGUAUUAUAUGAAUGUCAAAAAUGUUCAAACCCGUUCUGUUCGCAUGGAUACUAAAAGGGCAACUGCAGUAUCACAAAUGAAGAUUGGUAAAAGGGGUCGCAUGAAAUUGAGUUGUGUCAAACCAUGUGCUGAGGAUUCUUUAACAAAGUCAGAGAUCAACGUUGAUGUGCUGAAGGAGGCAAAGAUGUUUUACUUCAGCACAAAUUCUCUGCUUGAUCGAAACAUGAGGUCAACAACACUGCAGGCAAUCAAGAUUUCAAAGAAACUUGGAGGAGUUAUUUUCUACGAUGUAAACCUUCCAUUGCCACUAUGGCAGUCUUGUGAAGAAACAAAGUUGUUCGUACAGCAAGUGUGGAAUCUUGCUGAUAUUAUUGAAGUUACUAAGCAAGAGCUUGAGUUUCUCUGCGGGAUCCAGCCCUCUGAGGAAUUUGACACUAAAAAUAAUGACAGGUCAAAGUUUGUCCAUCAUUCACCAGAAGUGGUUGAACAACUUUGGCAUGACAAUCUUAAGGUUUUGUUCGUGACAAAUGGGACUUCGAAGAUACACUACUACACAAAGGACCACCAAGGUGCUGUUAACGGAAUGGAAGAUCCCCCCAUCAGUCCUUUCACUUCUGAUAUGUCAGCAUCUGGAGACGGCAUUGUGGCAGCUCUCAUGAGAAUGUUGACAGUUCAACCACAUCUUAUUACUGAUAAAGAAUAUCUGGAGCACUCAAUCAACUAUGCAAUCGAUUGCGGAGUGAUAGAUCAAUGGCUGCUUGGACAAGAACGCGGCUUCCCUCCGAAGGAAGACAUGGAAGAGGUGGUUCCUGAUUCAGACGGUAUAAGGUCGAUAACAGAAAUGGAAUAUCGCACUCUGACACCAGAGACUGUAAGUUGAUAAUCCUGGAGGUGUUGUAACUGAGAUAGCAUUACAAGUUAGUCACCAAUUUUGUAUGCGAUGGAUAGCAUUUAUAAGCAGAUUCAGAGCUAAAGAUUUGAAACCAUGUGUUAUAACUCGAUAGAUACUACGAAUGCUUCCAACUAUCUUAUAACAUUUUUCGUUAUUUCGCCCGAA
Malus domestica (apple) is the source of this 1977-nucleotide messenger RNA. Its product is annotated as fructokinase-like 2, chloroplastic. Gene Ontology annotation, cellular component: chloroplast nucleoid. NCBI's taxonomy places the organism in Eukaryota, Viridiplantae, Streptophyta, Magnoliopsida, Rosales, Rosaceae. The record is from RefSeq and is a predicted model, not a curated record. Gene Ontology annotation, biological process: plastid transcription; chloroplast organization; etioplast organization.